AUGCAUAAUAUAGAGUUCAACAACAAAAAACAUUUUGAGCCUAAAGAUUUCGAUACACUCGAAGCUCCUUCUUCCUCGGCUAUUACUAUAGUUCAAGCAUCAGACACAGCAUCGCAACAAGAAUCGUCUCACCAUGAACCUUACUCUGUUUUCACAAAAAACCAAAAAAUCAUGAUUGUCUUGACGGCUUCCAUCUCCAGUUUCUUUAGUCCGUUUUCAGCCAAUAUUUAUUUCCCUGCAUUGACAUUGAUUCAAGACGAUAUGCACAUCACAGAACGUUUAGUAAGCACCACAGUCACUGGCUACAUGAUCUUUCAAGGCAUUUCACCCUCCUUUUGGGGAAGUUUAGCGGAUAGCUGGGGCCGUCGUCCUGUCUUUGUCUCGACGUUUUUGGUUUAUGCACUGGCUUGUAUUGGACUUGCAAACACAAAGAAUUAUGCCACCUUGUUAUCACUGCGAAUGUUGCAGGCAUUUGGGUCGAGUUCUGCUAUUGCUGUAGGAGCUGGUACUAUCGGAGACAUCGCUUCGCCUAUGGAAAGAGGAGGCUAUAUGGGCAUUUUUACAAUGGGUUCCAUGUUGGGCAAUUGUUUGGGUCCGCCUUUAGGUAUGACUAUCUUAAUCAUGUUUCUUAGAUGGAUAUUUUGGGUACUUUCUUUGAUGGCUAUCUUGCUUUGGAUUGUCCAGAUCUUUUUUCUUCCCGAAACGCUUCGAUCACUUGUAGGCAAUGGAUCAGAUAGUGGUAUUUUACAACAUAGUUCUGAAGAAACACUUUCAGAAAAACAAGUUCAAAAAAGUCGAUAUUGGAAUUUUCCUAAUCCACUUCAAUCAGUCUAUUAUCUUAAAGAAAAGGAUGUGUUUGCACUUUUGCUUUAUAAUUCGAUACAAUACGCUAGUCUCUAUUGCGUACUUACAAGUCUUACAGGCUUGUUUACGGAUAUUUACCAAUUGAAUGUGUUUCAAAUAGGCCUAUGUUUUCUAUCGAAUGGACUGGGUGCUAUGAUAGGGUCUUUUACAUCGGGCAGGAUUCUAAACUACAAGUUCAAAAAGAUGGCCAAAUCUCUCAAUAUCAGCGAGGAGUUUAUAAAGAGAGAAAAGAUUGACCCUGAAUUUCCUAUUGAAAAAGCCAGAAUGGGUGUUACUUGGAUUUGGGGGAUAGCAUUUAAUAUUUUCAUGAUUGUUUAUGGAUGGUGUCUACAACAACAAGUGCAUAUGGCCAUACCUAUUGUGAUUAAUUUUCUAAUGUCUUAUUGCUCUACGUGCAUUCAUAAUUCAACUAAUACACUGUUGGUUGACUUGUUUCCUCAUAAUUCAGCUGCUAUUAUUGCCUCUAGUAACCUGACAAGAUGUUUAUUAGGUGCUGGUGCUGUGAUGAUGGUUGAACCUGCUGUUGCUGCUAUGGGCGUAGGAUGGUUUUUUACAAUGGUUUCUUUUGUUUUAUUACUUUCACGAACAACUGUUAUUGUCCUCUUAAAGUUUGGUCCCAAAUGGAGAUUAGAGCGUUUUCAUCAAAGUCAAUAA
Molecule: messenger RNA, 1518 nt
Organism: Gilbertella persicaria
Lineage: Eukaryota; Fungi; Mucoromycota; Mucoromycetes; Mucorales; Choanephoraceae
Product: MFS transporter
Exons: 7
Coding region: 1-1518 (505 amino acids)
Biological process (GO): transmembrane transport
Molecular function (GO): transmembrane transporter activity
Source: RefSeq, a predicted model, not a curated record